CCGUAUCUCUUUUAUUCCCUCCCUCCCCAGCUUCUCUCCAUUGCCGCCUAGCCCUCACUCCUAGUUUCUUCACACAUCUAACCAAAGCAAACCAAGUAGAGCUUCCUCGGAAGGUACUGCGAAGUGCGAAUACAUCCUCCUUUUGGGCUCCCUAAAAAAACAAGGACACAAAAAAGCAAAGUCCCAAAAAGUCAUUAAGCAGCCGAUAUAUCGAUGUCUCCUUUAUACCAAGGCAACGAGCUGUGCUUUCAGAUCUCCUCAAAUCCUCAACAUCUCAUUCUCCCCACUACUCUUCCUACCACACCUAACCCUCACCAUACUUAUCAUGUUCCUGCUCCUCACGGCACCAUCUCCGCCAUCCCCGCCGUCGCUCCACCUCCACGGCGACGGAAGACGCCGGCCGCCACUGCUGCCGUCAUGGAAACCAAUAUUAGCGGCGGCCAGAGCCACGAGAAGAAAAUGAUGCACAGAGAGAUCGAGAGGCAGCGGAGGCAAGAAAUGUCCACCCUCUACGCUUCCCUUCGUUCCCUCCUCCCUCUCCACUUCAUCAAGGGGAAGAGAUCGAUGUCGGAUCACAUGGACGAGGCGGUGAAUUACAUAAAGCAGCUGCAGCGGAGGAUCCAAGACCUCGACGGCCAUAAAAAUGAGCUCAUGGGGAAGAAGAAGAAGAAUACUACUACGUUGACCAAUAAUAACGGCUCGAGUACGACUUCUAUUACUGCGGUGCGCAGCGGUGGGCGUCCGGCGGAUUCUACGGUGGAGGUGCGGCUGUGUUUGGGCGGCUUGGAGAUUGUGUUGGCGGAGGAGGGUGGCAGCAGCUUGCGGCUGUCGAGGGUGAUGCGGUUGUUGCUUGAGGAAGGGCUUUCCGUCGUCAACUGCGUCUCCACCGUAGUAAACCGGAAGAGCUUCCACACGCUCGUCGCCGAGGUUGAGGAGCCGACAAGCUUCGACACACGUGCGCUGCAGCAGAAGCUGAUGCUGAUGAUUCCUGAUCCCUUUUUUGUUUCGAGUUCAUCGUCUGGGUGAUUCCAUAUAUCGAUCCCAGACUAAGAUGGUUAAUUAGUUUGAUGGUGUAGGAUUAAUUAGCGAUGAUUAUUGAUUCUCUGGUGUUGCGGUUUGGUUAAUUUAGUGCUCAUCAUGAUGGUUAAUAAUGGUGAUCCGACUCA
Messenger RNA from Linum trigynum, 1166 nucleotides. The record is from the annotation of a GenBank genome assembly. Lineage: Eukaryota; Viridiplantae; Streptophyta; Magnoliopsida; Malpighiales; Linaceae.